CCCCAGGAGGACGCCGUAGCAGCCAUCUUUUCUCUGAUUGUAGGGUUUCAGGUCCCCUGUUCACGACCCGUUCAAACUUCCCCGGAACGCACCCGGGGCCAGCAGCCACCAGCUGCUUCAUUGGGAGAGAAAGAGGAGCAGCGGCUAAAAACGGAGCCCUGACUUCUCAACAAGCACUGCAGGGAGGAGGCAACAGAGCCCCACGAGGCAGUGACGUUCAGGGAUGUGGCAGUGGCCUUCACGGAGGAGGAGCUGGGACUGCUGGACUCUGCCCAGAGGAAGCUGUACCAGGAUGUGAUGUUAGAAAACUUCAGGAACCUGGUCUCCGUGGGACACCAAUCCUUGAAACAAGAUAAAUGGCGUAUAGAAAGAGAAGAGAAGCUUUGGUCGAUGAAGACCGCAGCCCAGAUGGAGAGAAAUGUGGGAGGGAACAGUCAAAGUGAGCUGAGGACUCUUCAAGACAGAGGACCACGUGAAGAGCUUUCCUGCUGGCAAAUCUGGCAACACAUCGCAAGUGACCUAACCAGAUGGCAGAACUCUAUGAGAAAUAGUUCUCAGUUUCACAAGCAGGGUGAUUCCCACUGCCAGCUUGGAGCGGGACUGUCUAUUCAAAUUUCUGAAGAUGAGAACUGUAUGCUAAAUUGUAAAGUGGCUGGUCCCAGUGGUACUGAAAACUCAGAGUUUCCAAUUCUGAGAGUCCAGGACUCUUGGAGGAAAACGUCUUUGACUGAGUCGCAGAGUUAUCAGAACAGAUAUCAGCAAAUUUCCAUGAAAAAUCAUCUGUGUCGGUGUAAACAAGAUGUUGACGCGAUCGGUUGGAUUUCACAUCCCCUUAAUCAUGGGAUACACAGAAGUGACAAAUCUUAUUGCCACGAUGAUUAUGAGAAAGACGGCAUGAAGGUUUCAGCAUUGAACCAGGAUAGUGUGAUUCACACAGGACAGAAACCUUACCGAUGUAAUGAAUGUGAAAAAACCUUCAGUGACCUCUCCACCUUUGAUCUUCAUAAACAGUUACACUCAAAGGUGAAGUCUCAUACGUGCAGUGAGUGUGGGAAAGGCUUCCGUUAUAGCUCAGUUCUUCGUAUUCAUCAGAGAGUUCACGUGGGACAGAAAGGCUAUACGUGUGGUGAGUGCGGCAAGGGAUUCAGUCAGAACUCACUUCUGCAAACCCAUCAGAAUGUCCACACUGUAGAGAAGCCAUUCAAAUGUGAGGACUGUGGGAAAGCCUUUGGUCGUAGAUCAGCACUUACUGUUCAUUGCAAAGUCCACACAGGAGAAAAGCCGUAUAGUUGUGAGGAGUGUGGGAGGGCCUUCAGUCAGGCCUCUCAUCUGCAGGACCAUCAGAGGGUCCACACUGGGGAGAAACCAUUCAGAUGUGAUGCGUGUGGUAAAAGCUUCAGUCGGAAUUCACAUCUUCAAUCCCAUCAGAGAGUCCAUACAGGAGAGAAGCCAUACAAAUGUGAGGAGUGUGGGAAGGGCUUCAUUUGUAGCUCAAAUCUAUACAUUCAUCAGAGAGUCCACACAGGAGAAAAGCCCUACAAAUGUGAGGAAUGUGGUAAAGGCUUUAGUCGGCCUUCAAGUCUUCAGGCCCAUCAGGGAGUCCACACUGGAGAGAAAUCCUACAUAUGUAAUGUGUGUGGUAAAGGCUUUACUCUGAGUUCAAAUCUUCAAGCCCAUCAGAGAGUCCAUACAGGAGAAAAACCAUACAAAUGCAAUGAGUGUGGGAAGAGCUUCAGGAGGAACUCCCAUUAUCAAGUUCAUCUGGUAGUCCACACAGGGGAGAAACCCUACAAAUGUGAGGUAUGUGGGAAGGGCUUCAGUCAGAGUUCAUAUCUUCAAAUCCAUCUGAAGGCCCACAGCGUGGAGAAACCUUACAAGUGUGAGGAAUGCGGGCAGGGCUUCAAUCAGAGUUCCCGACUUCAGAUUCACCAGCUGAUCCACACCGGAGAGAAGCCACACAAAUGUGAAGAGUGUGGGAAGGGAUUCAGUCGUAGAGCAGAUCUCAAAAUUCACUGCAGAAUCCACACAGGAGAGAAACCAUAUAAUUGUGAGGAGUGUGGGAAGGUAUUCAGGCAGGCCUCAAAUCUUCUGGCGCAUCAGAGAGUUCACAGCGGGGAGAAACCUUUUAAAUGUGAAGAGUGCGGGAAGAGCUUUGGUCGCAGUUCACACCUGCAAGCCCAUCAAAAAGUGCACACUGGAGAAAAGCCAUACAAGUGUGAGGAGUGUGGGAAGGGCUUCAAGUGGAGCUUGAAUCUGGACAUGCAUCAGAGGGUCCACACGGGAGAGAAACCCUACAAGUGUGGGGAGUGUGGUAAGCACUUCAGUCAGGCCUCAAGUCUUCAGCUGCAUCAGAGCGUCCACACUGGAGAGAAACCGUACAAAUGUGAUGUGUGCGGCAAGGUCUUCAGUCGCUCUUCACAGCUACAGUCUCAUCAGAGAGUUCACACAGGGGAGAAACCUUACAAGUGUGAGACCUGUGGUAAGAGCUUCAGCUGGCGAUCCAACCUUACCAUUCAUCACAGAAUCCACGCCGGUGAUAAAUCUUACAAAAGCAAUAGGAGUGGUAAGAACAGAGAAUCUACACAGGAAAACAGUUGCAUAAAAUGAUUUUUUAAAAAGAAAACCCCAGUGUCCCGUGAAUUCUUCCAAUCAUAAAGUUCAAAAGAACUUGUUUGUUUCACUAAAGUCAGUGUUCAGCCCCAGCUUAACAUAUCCCAGUAGUCAGGAGGGCACGCAGCAGAGAAUGCUUGUGGGUUGUAUAGCGAAGUACAGUUUGAACUUUGAGCUUUAUUAUUAAAUACUAUUCAGGGGAGAGGCUUUGGAAAGCACGAGUUUUAUCAGGCCUUGUACAAAAGUCUGAUGGACAUGCUAGAAUGAAUGCCCGUUAGAAUGUAAGCUCCAUAAAUGCAGAGACUUGUCCUGGAUCUGCAGAGUCUUAACAUGCUGGGGACUUUGGAGGUGCUCAGUGUUUGUUAAAUUAAUGAAUGGGGGAAAUGGUAUAUUUGAAAAUUGUGUUGAGAUCACCUCCGGAAUUUCACAAAAAUUUAUAUUCAGAAGAGGUGACCUAAAAUUGGCGUUAAUAAAAUUAGUUCAGGGA
This is a messenger RNA of Herpailurus yagouaroundi (jaguarundi), 3097 nucleotides long. RefSeq names its product zinc finger protein 226-like. Gene Ontology annotation, cellular component: nucleoplasm; nucleus. Gene Ontology annotation, biological process: negative regulation of transcription by RNA polymerase II; regulation of immune system process; regulation of cytokine production. The record is from RefSeq and is a predicted model, not a curated record. NCBI's taxonomy places the organism in Eukaryota, Metazoa, Chordata, Mammalia, Carnivora, Felidae. Gene Ontology annotation, molecular function: RNA polymerase II cis-regulatory region sequence-specific DNA binding; DNA-binding transcription repressor activity, RNA polymerase II-specific. The transcript has 5 exons. The coding region runs from base 298 to 2607 and encodes 769 amino acids.